Rubroshorea leprosula is the source of this 437-nucleotide messenger RNA. The record is from the annotation of a GenBank genome assembly. Lineage: Eukaryota; Viridiplantae; Streptophyta; Magnoliopsida; Malvales; Dipterocarpaceae.
UCUAUGAAAAAACCAGCGAGAUCAGAGAAGUUGGAUACGGAAAGAUGUCAGAGAAGAAGAGGAGGGAGACGGAGGUUGUGGAGGCUCCGAAGAGGGCUCGGGCGGAGGAUAAUGGAAGGGAGGCGGCCGUGACGGACGAGGAGGUUGAGGAGUUCUUUAGGACGCUGAAGCGGAUACACGUGGCUGUCAGUUAUUUCAAGGAGCGAAAUGCUGACUGGCGUCAUGCGGCGGAAUCGCCAGGAAACAGCGUUAAGAGGAGAGAGGAGGGGAAGGAAAGCACGGAGGAGACGGCGGGUCUGGAAUUGGAUUUGAAUGUGGAUCCCAUAAUUUGAUGGAGACCCGGCCCGACCUAGAUGUGUUCGUUUUUCAAUCUUCUUUUUUAAAAUAUGCACGUUUGUUAAUUUAUAAUUUGGGUUGAUUAAAAACGUACUAUUAAU